AUGUGUGCAGAGAACGACAAAUCCGAACUGCCACCGGAAGGAGGCCUUCAAGGCUGGCUGGUCGUCGGGGGUUCGUUUCUUGCUUUAUUUGGUACAUUUGGCUUCUUGAAUGCGAUUGGUGUCUUCCAAACCUACUAUGAGCAGAAUACACUCUCUAGCUACACGCCAUCUGAUAUAUCAUGGAUCUUCGCGGUACAAAUAGCUUUGAUGUGGAUACCAGGUCCUCUGUUCGGGCGAUUGAUUGACACCUAUGGACCCGCCCCGGUGCUGUACCCAUGCAGCGUGUUAUGCAUCUUCGCACUCUGUAUGACCAGCUUGGCCACUGAAUACUAUCAAAUCUUUUUUGCACAGGGUCUUGCUUACGGGAUUGGGGCUGGCGGAGUGUUCACAGCAGCAUUGCUCUGUGUGGGGCAAUGGUUCAUUCGUCAGCGAGGACUGGCAACUGGAAUCGCUGCUGCUGGAAGUAGUUUGGGCGGUGUCAUCUUUCCGAUCUUCCUCGAUCGAGUCAUGACCCUUGUGGGAUUCUACGGAGCUGUUCGGUAUACGGCUUUAUUUGUUGGAAUUUGUCUAGCCAUCUCAUGUUGCUUGUUGCGGGCGCGUUUACCGCGCAAGGAGUGGAAUAGCAAAGCCAAAUGGUUCGAUAUAACACUGCUCAAGGAGAAGCAAUUUGCGUUCUACACCGUAGGCGCAUUUCUUGCUAUGUGGGGAUUAUGGGCACCAUUUGACUAUAUCUCGGGCAUGGCCAUUAAUGCAGGCCUCUCUCCGUCCCUCGCCUUGUAUUUGAUAUCGCUCAUCAAUGCCACAUCCGUUCCCGGUCGGUUACUUCCCCCUCACCUCGCAGAUCGCAUUGGCCAUUUCAACGUUCUCACUAUGGCCUCCUUUGGCACAGGGGCUUCAAUCCUCGCCCUUUGGCUCCCAUUCAACUACCAUCCCUUGCACGCUGGCAUCAUCGUCUUUGCCCUAGUCUACGGGUUUGUCAGCGGGUCCCUCGUUUCUCUAUUGAUGCCGUGCGUAGCAAAGGUUGGAAGCCUCGAGACAUUAGGCGUGCGCUUCGGUACCUUUCAGAUGGUCAUUGGCGUUAGUUGCCUCACAGGACUGCCUAUUAUGGGCGCCAUUUUGAAUCGUCAAGGGAACACUGACUUCUCUGGUCUGCAGCUCUUUGGCGGAAUUACAUGUCUGCUGGGAUCAUGCGGCAUCGGAAUUGCAACUUACCUGCUAGGAAACCUCCGUCAGACCAGGAAGGUCUGA
Messenger RNA from Aspergillus alliaceus, 1248 nucleotides. Its product is annotated as major facilitator superfamily domain-containing protein. The record is from RefSeq and is a predicted model, not a curated record. Lineage: Eukaryota; Fungi; Ascomycota; Eurotiomycetes; Eurotiales; Aspergillaceae. Gene Ontology annotation, cellular component: fungal-type vacuole membrane. Gene Ontology annotation, biological process: transmembrane transport. The transcript is spliced from 5 exons. Gene Ontology annotation, molecular function: transmembrane transporter activity. The coding region runs from base 1 to 1248 and encodes 415 amino acids.